Musca vetustissima is the source of this 756-nucleotide messenger RNA. Its product is annotated as tigger transposable element-derived protein 4-like. The transcript has 3 exons. The annotation marks the transcript as partial. The record is from RefSeq and is a predicted model, not a curated record. NCBI's taxonomy places the organism in Eukaryota, Metazoa, Arthropoda, Insecta, Diptera, Muscidae. Gene Ontology annotation, molecular function: nucleic acid binding.
AUGUCAAUGUGGUUUGAGCAAAUGAUGCAGAAGGGGGCAAUAGUGACUGGACCAGCACUUAUGGAAAAGGCUCAACAAUUUGCUGUAGAUUUGGAUGUCCCUGACUUCAAACCAAAUCCUGCACCGCCAAAUGGAUCGUAUGUUAAAGUUAAAGGUGUCAAGACACCAAAAGACCGAAUAACAUUGGUUUUUAUAUGCAAUGCAAUUGGCUCCGAUAAAUUUGCUUACUCAAUCGGCAAACCAAGGCGUUUUCGCGGAAGAACUGUGCCCAUAUCCUAUACGUUUAACAAAAAGGCUUGGACGACCAGCAGUAUAUGGUGUAAAAUCAUUAAAGAGCUGGAUGAUAAACUUAAAAAAAGGAAAAAAUUGCUGCUGAUUGAUAACGCUUCGUGCCACAAACUAGAGUUCACACCAAAAAGUGGUAUCGGCAUGUACCACAAGCAUAAUUCAAGCAUUAGAUCAAGAAAAUGCCUAAUUCGGGAACAACUAUUAGCGAUUGAACGUGAUUAUAUGGAAAAAUUCUUAAGAAGCAUUUCAAUUUUAAGGGCGUUGUAUAUCAUUAAACGCUGUUGGUGGCUUGCAACACCACAAACGAUACAGAAUUGCUUCAAAAAGGCUGGGAUUUUCAAGGAUGAUGAAUCUAAAGAACCUGACAUCACUGAAAAUAUCUUGGACGAUGAAUACAGCACCUUUUUUGAAGAAAUGUCUGAUUUGGAGAAACAUGAUUGCUUUGGUACCUUAAAUGAAACUGAAAUA